AACAAAAAAAAAAAAUUAUGAGUUUUCAACGUGUCCGCAAACGUCCGCUUAAGAGAACAAGUGAAUAUGAGACCGAUAUGGGAAAGUCAGCACUUACAACUACAACAUCUUAUACAACAACAACAACAAACUCACACACAGCACCAAACGAUAGACUUCAACGCAGCAUAUUAAGCGACAAACUUGAUGCGCUUCGCGUACAACAACAACAACGUCAACAUGAACAAAUUCUAGCGACAGCGUUAUUAGCCACAACUUGUUGCCGCGACAAGAACUGUUUUUUAAACGCAACAUCAACUAAAGACUUUAAUGCAAUAAGGGAAUCAUUGACACCGUCACCUUCCACAAAGUGUUCGCAUCGAUCCUCUUCAUGUCUGUCUCAAAACAGCGUCAGUUCUAAUGCCUCCAAUAAUUCGACAUCAUCCGGUCGCAGUUCAUUGCCAUCAACACCUCUACUUAAUUCUACGCCAAUGUCAAAGUCUAUACGGGAAAUAUCAACUGAUUCUGGUGUAGAUAGUGAGAAUACUUAUAAACGUACUAUCCAUCAGUCGGAACGUUUUACCAUUAGUAUAAACUUAGACUUGAUAAGUUGGGCGUUGUUUUUUUUUGCAUUCCUCACGCGAUUCUAUAAACUCUCCACACCCGCUAAUGUAGUUUUCGAUGAGUUACAUUAUGGCAAAUAUAUAUCUUUGUACAUAAGAAAUAUAUUUUUUUUCGAUCAACAUCCGCCAUUAGGUAAACAACUCAUAGCUGCUGUAGCUGGUCUGACCAGCUAUGAUGGAAAUUUCACUUUUACGCGCAUUGGUUCUGAGUAUACCACAAAUGUACCGAUAUUUUGGUUACGCUUUGUACCGGCAAUGUGCGGUAGUUUACUUGCCCCAGCUAUAUAUAAGCUAUUGCUAGAAUCACAAUUGAGCCGAGUUACCGCAUUACUGGGUGGACUUUUAAUAGUAUUGGACAAUGCAUUACUAACACAGUCUCGUUUUAUCCUAAUGGAAUCAAUACUUUUACUUUUCACCGUACUUGGCCUAUAUUUUCUGCUAAAAUUUCAACGUAGUCGUUUCGGUGGACCACGUUGGCUAAUCUUUGGCUUUACAUCCGCAUCAUUCUUCGCAUGCUCGGCAAGCGUGAAAUAUGUUGGUGUACUCUCUGGAAUAUUAGCAGCUUAUUUAAUGUGUUGCUACCUCUGGAACUUACUGUAUGAUGCAACGAUCACAAAUGUACAACUAAUACUGCAAACACUGAGUCGUAUAGUCCUAUUUGUUUUUGUACCAAUAUGCAUAUAUAUAUUUAUAUUUUAUAUACAUUUACACACAUUGCAUAAAGCCGGCCCACAUGAUAGUGUUAUGACAAGCGCUUUUCAGGCUUCAUUAGAUGGAGGAUUGGCUUCUAUUACACGUGGCCAACCAUUAAAAGUGGUACAUGGCUCUCAAAUAACUUUACGACAUACACAUGGACGCACAUGUUGGCUACAUUCACAUGCUCAUGUAUAUCCGGUACGAUAUCCAGACAAACGUGGUUCUUCACAUCAGCAGCAAGUUACAUGCUAUUCCUUUAAAGAUGUUAACAAUUGGUGGAUUGUUAAACGACCAGAAAAAGAAGAUCUUCUUGUAGAUAGCAGCCCAGAUGAAAUACGACAUGGUGAUGUUAUUCAAUUAGUGCAUGGUAUUACAAGCAGAGCACUUAAUUCACAUGAUGUAGCUGCACCAUUGACACCAAUUUGUCAGGAAGUCUCCUGUUAUAUUGACUAUGAAAUUAAUAUGAAAGGAGAGCUACUGUGGCGGGUUGAAAUUCUAAAUAGAGAAACGGAAGGUCCUGUUUGGCAUGCUAUCAGAUCGGAAAUACGUUUAAUACACGUAAGCACUGGAGCUGCAUUACGUUUUAGUGGUCGCUUAUUACCGGAAUGGGGUUUUAAUCAACACGAAGUGGUUGCUGACCGUAAUGUGGAGCAUAAAGAUGCCAUUUGGAAUGUUGAAGAACAUCGUUACACCAGAACUAGAGAUCAGCGUGAACGCGAACGUCAACUACAUAAUGCCGAAAUGAUACCGACAAAAAAAACGAAAUUAACAUUUUGGGAAAAAUUUUUGGAGUUACAAACGAAAAUGAUUUGGAGUGUUAAACAUGUAGAAAGUCACAUGUAUAGUUCGGAUCCGCUGGAGUGGCCGCUCUUAGAUAAAACUAUAGCAUAUUGGGUUGAUAGUAAAUCGAAUGCUCAAAUACACUUAUUGGGAAAUGUUUUAAUUUGGUACUCGGGUACUAUUGCACUAUUUGUAUAUGGAAUACUUGCCAUAUUUUAUAUUUUACGUCGUCAUCGACUUUGUUUUGAUUUGCCAAAUAAUGUUUGGGAGAAAUUUGUACAAGCUGGUAAUACGUUCUUUAUGGGUUAUUUAAUACAUUACUUGCCAUACUUCUUGACCGAUCGUACAUUAUUUUUACAUAAUUAUUUACCAGCAUUUGUGUUUAAGAUAUUAUUGCUAUGUUAUGUGAUUGAACACUUAGAUUAUUUGGUACGGCGAUACUUUAGCAAAUCUAUUUGGCCUCUAAUGGCAUAUCAUUUUUGCAUACUGAUUUGGGUAAUAUUUAUUGGCAUAAUAUUUAUUAAAUUUUUGCCAAUAUGUUAUGGAAAUUAUCAGCUAACCGUACACGAAGUGUUAAAAUUACGCUGGAAGGAUACAUGGGACUUUAUUCUACCAAGAAUUAUGCCGAAAAUUUAAUUUUAUUGAAAACAUUUCUAUGAAAAUCUAGAGUAACCAUUUAUAAAACAAUCUCUGCCAAUUAAUUCAUUUUAUAAUUGUAAUAUAUAUUAAAUUAAAA
Molecule: messenger RNA, 2814 nt
Organism: Teleopsis dalmanni
Lineage: Eukaryota; Metazoa; Arthropoda; Insecta; Diptera; Diopsidae
Gene: rt
Product: protein O-mannosyltransferase 1
Exons: 5
Coding region: 18-2714 (898 amino acids)
Biological process (GO): protein O-linked glycosylation via mannose
Cellular component (GO): endoplasmic reticulum; membrane
Molecular function (GO): dolichyl-phosphate-mannose-protein mannosyltransferase activity
Source: RefSeq, a predicted model, not a curated record